CAGUUCUCGAGGAGAAGCGCCAGCCGAGCAAUUGCGCAGUCGCCUCCUCGUCCUCCUCCUCGUCGAAUGCUUGUGCUCAUUAUGACUGCGCUUAAUUUGCAACUGGACGACGAAUUGGGCGUGUUUUCUCCACCUUUGCACGUGCAUGGGCUCGUCAGUGCCUGAAGAGCGAAAGAAGGAACGGAUGCAGAAUGUGCUCUCUUCUCUGUGUGUGUCGAUUGCGCUCGAUCCUGUUUUUGUAUCCUAAUUGGGCGAUUUCUUGCAAUUAGCGCACCAUCGAGGCCUUGUGUCUGCACACAGUCCGGGGGUUGUUCCUUUUUUGCGCAUACAUUGGGCUAUACGGACAGCGAUGCCCCGAGGGCAGAGUGGGAGGUGCCAGCUGAUUUUGCGUUGAGAGCUCGAGCUGGAAUUCUGUUCGAGGAGUCUUUUGUGUGAAGGAUUUUCUUUUGCACAUAGGUUGCGUGACAGUAGUUUUGAUGAAGUUUCUCGCGAAUAUUUUGCCUUGUGAAUUUUAGAGAGUGACCGGUUUUAGGUGGUGUAGGAAUUCCGUAGAGGUUGGUGUUCAAUUGUCGAACGGGACAGAGUGUUCUUUUAUUUGCGCGGCGUUCGCACAAGGCCUUCUGAGGGUUGUACUUGCUCGAAAUCUCGUUAGCUGUUUGGAGUGGGGGAAGUACCGCGUUGUUAUCGGGUCGACGCCGAAAUGCCUCAAUUGAGAUCAGGAGCUGAGCGUACUCGGAGCACUCCUGCGUCUCCAGGAUCCGAGUCUGCUUCGUUGGAUCUAGGCCCCCUUCAGCAAGCUCUGAUGGCUCCUCGUACCCCGCUUGUGGUGCAGCAGAACAGACGUGGUCUUCGUUCUCCAACUCCCAGGCAGCAGUUGAAUGGCAAACAGAUUAUCAGACCUCUCUCGGCUCUGCCGCGGACUCCGAGGAGGUCUCCAAACAGUGAAGGCAGUAGGGUAGUCUCCACAUCAAAGCGGCCGUCAACAGCAGAAGGCAGCAGAGGCACGCCUUCUUCAACUACUUCUGACGGAAAGAAACGAGGAAAUUCAAGCCUGCCAAGAAGCAGGGCGGUGGAUCUAGGUCGAAGAGGCUCCGUGAACGCCACGAGGUUGAUAGAGUUCGAGACCAUUCCAAGUGUGACCAGAUUGCCGCCUGAUCUUUUGUGUCUAUGCUUUACGAGCAUCGAGUCACUUUAUUACCUUGUAAAUUGUGCUUCUGUUUGCCGUGCAUGGAGAGAAGCUUUGCUUUCCGACACGGUUUGGAAUCCUGUUUAUAUGAGAUGGUGGCAUCUGAUGGAGAGCGAUGGUUCAUCAAACGGGGAAGGCCUCGAUGUGAUAAAGAGCCCAGUUUCACCGAAGGACCCACCCAAGGGUUAUGACACCUGGCGAGAUGCUUUUAUUGGCAACUUCCAAAAAGGGAAGCAGAAACUUCUAGCCCAAGAGAAGGCACAAGCAGUAGAGAGAGGCUAUCUUCACCCUCGUCGGGUGACUGAUAGAAAUGGGAAAAGAGUCUUUGACUGCGUUCAGGGAGAAGCGAUGCGGAAGCUUACUGCAUAUCUUGGUCUGAGGUUUCAAGUUUGCCUUAAUCGUGGAAACCCAGUUAAACUUCAAGGGAAAGGGAAGGUUGAAAUGUUCGACAGUGCAUGCAUACUGCGGUAUCCUGCCACGGGGAUCGGUAGUCUCGACUUAGCUGCUCUGAAAUUUAUUGAGGUAACGACUACAAGUGACAAACUUCUACGUGGCUGCCCAGUCCUGGAACUUGUUCGCCUUCAAUUGGCAAAUUGGGAAAUUGUCUCGACGCCCAGUCGCAGUCCAGGGCCUGUGAGACUUCUCCAGCAACGGAUAUCAAGUGGAGUCUCUUUGAUAGUCGGUACACUGGCCGAGGAGUCAACGCAAGUAGAUGGUUUCAGUGGACAGGAGCAGGUGUUGCUCCUCGUCAUUAAUGUACAUCUCAGUGAUUUGCUGUGGAAGCUGAUGCAAUUGGGGGAGGGCCCAUCGUCUAGAUCUGCCAGGAGGAUUGUGGGCGAUGAACUUGAUCCCCACUAUGGUUUGCACAGCUGGCAUGUAAGUGUACAGUUUCACACAUUCGGAAGGAAUAUAUGGACUCGACACUUCAAGCAGGUGUUCUGGAGUCCACGAGAGUCCAUUCCUGGGGAGAAAGCGGUAUUCUUGCUUUUGUCUCAACAUGAAGUCUUUCCAGGGGUGUUGAAACUACCUUGGAAAAGCGAAGCUUUUUCAGGCACUCUUGGAGGUGUGUACAUGCUCGACUUCACUCUCUGGGAUGAUGGGGGCGAAAUUGCAUGGCAGUACAGCGCUGCAGUCCGUAUUGACCCAGCCCCUCUGGCCGUAGUUGAGUAUGGUUUGGAGUUUGAUGGAGAACGUGUUCAUACUCUCGUCACCGAUGAUGAGCGCGGAGUCAGUCUUUGUAGCAACAUGUGUAUUCCUCUCAGCAUCACGCAGUGGGGUACCACAGCAGACACUGUGGUUGCCAUUACUAACUUGCAGCUUACCCUGACUUCUAAAUUCCUACAAAGCUGGUGUGGAGUAGCAAACAUCUAGUCUCCUUCAAGAUGAAAUCGUGCCCUUAGAUUUGUGCGUGUAAUUGUAUAGUCUGUAAUUCUUCUUGUGACGACACGGUUACUAUAUUGUAUAUACAUUGUUGUUGGCUGCCUAUCAGCCAAGGUACAUACGGUUGCAAAACUUCCUAGUUCAUUGCCUUCAGUAUUUCUUUGUAACUAUAUUUCUUUGGAGACAGCUCUGAUUGUAAAAACGAACAUUGGAUCUUACGGGAGCAUGACUUCAAGUUCCUUGAUCGCAG
Messenger RNA from Marchantia polymorpha subsp. ruderalis, 2816 nucleotides. Lineage: Eukaryota; Viridiplantae; Streptophyta; Marchantiopsida; Marchantiales; Marchantiaceae. The record is from the annotation of a GenBank genome assembly.